AUGAGCCUUUCUUCAAAGAUAUUCGCUAUUAGAGGAGGCACCUCUGGUGUAGGUGCUGCCACUUCUCGGCUCCUCGCAAAAAGAGGUGCUGCGGCUGUUUGUAUAGCGGAUGUCACCAGUCAGAACUUUGCCAAUUUGACAGAGUCGAUCGCCAAGGUGAACCCCAUGUCCAUUGACGCAUGGAAAUGGAUAUUUGUCGUCAGCCUCAAUGGUGUCGCUCCUGUGGAACAGCCUAGGCAGCUAGCCAAAAAUGUUAUAGAUUGGCUCAAAGUCGAGCAUGAACAGUGGACCGUGCAAGAAAACAGGACUGUGCAAGCUCCCAACUUCAGUCACCGGGUGAGCCAGGAGUUCUUGUCCCGAAUGGAAGGGAAACGUCAGCCCAUAUGCUCAAAGAGAUCACGCCUGUAA
This is a messenger RNA of Aspergillus bombycis, 408 nucleotides long. RefSeq lists its product as uncharacterized. The transcript is spliced from 2 exons. NCBI's taxonomy places the organism in Eukaryota, Fungi, Ascomycota, Eurotiomycetes, Eurotiales, Aspergillaceae. The record is from RefSeq and is a predicted model, not a curated record. Bases 1 to 408 code for a protein of 135 amino acids.